AAGUGACGUUGUGUAUUGUGGCUAGUUUCAUACUGUGCAAGUCACCAUCUCGAAAAAGUACUGCAAUAGUAUUAUUUAUUAGAAAGACUGCUCCGUUAAAUUAAUAACUGAAAUCAAUGUCGAAAAACUGGAAGUGUUACGUAUAAAUCCAUCGUGAAACAAAAUGAAAUUGUGGCUAGUAGUAGCUCAUAUUGUACUAGUUGCCACAAAUGUAUGGGUGACGGCACAUUUCCACGAAGAACUUCCAGAAGACAAUGAAUUUGCUGAAUUUGAAGACUUUGAAGAAGAGAAGCCAACUCAGUCGAUUAAUGAUCAUGGCACAGAAUAUUUUAAAGAAUCAAAUAGUAACCAAGAUUUUGAAGAAGAAGAUGUUUUGAUCGUUGAUAAUGAUAGCGAAUUCGAUCACUUUGAUGAAGAAGAGUUCGAAGGGGUAGAUGCUGCUGGUACAAAUAAUGGCCCAAAAACUGAUGAACCCUCUACAUUAACAAUUACAAAAAUACCGCUACAUUUGCGUGCAAGAUGGGACAGCUUUUACUUGGAAAUACUAAUGAUCAUUGGGCUAUUAGUCUACUUCAUUAAUUAUGUAGCAGGUCGUUCCAAAAAUGCUCGCAUAGCAGAAAUGUGGUUAGUGGAGCAUAAACAGAUGUUACUCGAUAACUUUUCUCUCGUCGGUGAUACAGGAAAAUCAAACGAAGACAUAACCGAGAAUGGUUUAGUAAAAGAAAGUCAAUCGCACUACAGUUUAUAUUGUUCAGGACGAGUUGGUUGCGAUUCCAUGUUAAUCGAAUUAAAAUUAAUUAAGAGACAAGAUUUAGUAGCAGUGUUAGCGCAACUUGUGCGACCUCAAAAUGAUCAAGCACUUAUACGUAUAGAAUUAGCAAAAGAUGAAACAGAUAACUUUGUGCUAGCGGUAGCUACGAAACGAACCGCGAUUCAUUUAACGCGCGAUAUGGCUGAUAUCAGCGUCUUCUGUCCAGAAAAAAGGCCAGGAGAAAAAUUUGGUCUUCCACCAGGGUUUUAUGUAAUGUCUGAAAUUGCCGAAGCCGCAUCUGCUAUUUUAGACACGAGAGUUUUACAAGCAUUUACGAAGUUUGCGCCGUAUAUAGAUUAUAUACAUAUUAGUGACCAAUUUAGCGGCCCCAAGCAACAAGAAGAUACAACUCAAUUAACAAUGCCCGAAGUAAAGAGAGUUUUACUUGUGGGACUGAAUAUCAGUAUUAAAGGGCGCACUACUAAUGCAGAAGGACAAGAAAAAUUGAAACUUCUUUUGCAACUAACAUUUUAUUUGUUAGAUAAAUUACGUCGUUUCAAGCUAUCUAAAGAGGGUAAAAGUAAAGCAGAUAAGAAUAGAUUGAGAGUGGAGGAAGCAUUCUUAAAAACAACUCAUGCCGCUAGAGCCGAAGCGGCCGCGCAGCGAAGAGAAGAACGUCGCAGGGCCGAAAAGGAACGUAUCUUACAGGAAGAAGACCCUGAUAAACAAAGAAAGUGGGAAGAAAAAGAGCAACGAAGACUUACUAAAAAGAGAGCACCUAGAAUGAAGCAGCUUAAGGUGAAAGCAUUAUGACCUGAUACAGUUAAUUAUACAGAAAUCAUUGAAACAUUUAAAGAGCCAUGAGUUGCUCGAUCAAACUGCCCAUUUAAUUUAACUUGUCUAGUAAAUCUAUAUUUCAAUCAUAUUCAUACUUCUCUUGGAGUCAUCAAAAUUUCAUUAAUCAAUUUUCAUUCAAAUUUUACAACAAAAAUCUAUAACUAAGUAUAACAUGCUUCAAAUUCAUCUCUGGAUAGUUAAUUAAUUAUAUAUAAAUAUAUAUAAACUUACUACUUUGUUUUCCUGUUAAUAAUAUAUCACUACUGUUAUAUAUUUAUUUGACGAUAUAAACAAUAUAACUUUUUAAAUGUCAUAUGUAUUGAAUAUAUGAUUUAUAAUUUAAAAUGAAUUUUGCUUUUAUGAGAAUAUUAGAUAUAUAUAACUGUUGUUUCUAAGCAAUAUUAACAGUAUUUAUUACACAAUUUAUUAUUUAAAUCUAUCUUUUUGUGUGGCAAUCUUAUAGUAUUACAUUUUUAUAAUACAAGUAAAAAACAGAAUUAAUUUUCUGAGUGGUAUUUUUCUUAUUUACUAUUAUUAUUAUUAUUAUUAUUAUAAACCAUAUUGAUUUCACCCACUUUUCAUAUUUCAUGAAAUGCAUUUUUAUCAUUUCUUAUUUUUUUCGAUAUGAUAAUCCUCCAUUGAGCAUUGAAAUGUGGAUUAUUAUUAUUAUUAUUAUUAUUAUUAUUAUUAUUAUUAUUACAUGUAUGAAAUUUUCAAGAAAUAUGAAAAUACUAACAUAUAAAUCCAAUAUCAGCAUCAUAUUUAUAUUUAUUUAACCAUUUAGUAUUAAAUAUAAUAUUAAACAUUAUUUCAGUGUAUAUGAAAUGGAGAUGUAUUUGUAAAAUUUUGUUUCAACCUUGUAUUUUGAUUAAAUACUGUUCCGUCCCGGAAUUUUAUUGUCAAUCG
Messenger RNA from Hylaeus anthracinus, 2494 nucleotides. RefSeq names its product PAT complex subunit CCDC47. The transcript has 4 exons. NCBI's taxonomy places the organism in Eukaryota, Metazoa, Arthropoda, Insecta, Hymenoptera, Colletidae. Gene Ontology annotation, biological process: endoplasmic reticulum calcium ion homeostasis. Gene Ontology annotation, molecular function: calcium ion binding. The coding region runs from base 164 to 1564 and encodes 466 amino acids. The record is from RefSeq and is a predicted model, not a curated record. Gene Ontology annotation, cellular component: endoplasmic reticulum.